This is a messenger RNA of Carassius carassius (crucian carp), 3527 nucleotides long. RefSeq names its product testis-specific Y-encoded-like protein 1. The record is from RefSeq and is a predicted model, not a curated record. Gene Ontology annotation, biological process: nucleosome assembly. Gene Ontology annotation, cellular component: chromatin; nucleus. The transcript has 7 exons. NCBI's taxonomy places the organism in Eukaryota, Metazoa, Chordata, Actinopteri, Cypriniformes, Cyprinidae. Gene Ontology annotation, molecular function: chromatin binding; histone binding. Bases 371 to 1951 code for a protein of 526 amino acids.
UUUUGUUUUCGCGCUCGUAUGUAAAGCCUCUGAUAAAUGGCGAACGGAAGGGCAAACUGUAAACAAAUACAAAAUAAUUGGAUAUUUUUAGGCGAAUUGUGACUUUUAAGGGAAAAGUAACUCAAUAGUACGAAUAGGGUGUCUAAAUGUAAACGGGAAUAUUCGAUAUGCGACAGUGAGCGAGAGUUUUAACUAGCCUCAUUGAGCGUUAGGAGGCUACCUGGGCCUGCUGACAUUUGCGCAGACUUUGAAUUCGGCAGAGUGCUGUGAUGCGAACGCGGGCUCUGGGAAGAGACUCGCACAGUUAACACUUAUUUAAAAUCCGUUUUAAAACCAUAUACGUCUGACAAAGUUACCACCAGUCAUUAUCAUGAGUACAAUCUCGGACAGCAGUCAGCCGUCCGAAACUAACCAGACGAAAAGAAGUGCAAGUCCAAGUGGAGAGUCUGAGUCCACGCUGCCCAAGCAGGCGAAAGUGAGUGAUGAGGAACCAAGGAAUGACUCUCGUGAAGAUGUAGGACCUGAGAAAGUUGGCAACGGUGAGCCAAAACAUGGAUCUGCCGCGCAGGAGAGCACGGGACAGGCAGUUGGAGGAGAGCGCACAGGACGGGCCGGUGGAGGAGAGCGCACAGGACGGGCCGGUGGAGGAGAGAACACAGGACGGGCCGGUGGAGGAGAGAGCGCGCGCCAGGAGUCAGAUUCCGCGGCCAUCGCCGCAGCAGAAGCGCUCGCCAGUCUGACCGGUGGAGAACGGGGCGAAGACUGUAAAGAAUUGCCCUGUUCGUCCAAAAAAGCGAAUCGAGAAAAAUCUAGGGAUAAGUCUAAUCGUCCCAGUUCCUCUCAGAGCGAGAGAAGGACGGAGGCAGCCGCAGCUGACAGCUCCUCGUCCCUGCUGCUCUGCGAGGACAGAGAAGAUCCAGAGCAGGCGUCGUUUGUGGAUGAUGAUGAGGAGGAGGAGGAGGAUGACGACUCCCUUCCUGGCUCUUCCUCCACGGCUAGCUCGUCUGUCGCCUCUGAUAACGAGGACGGGGAGUGUGCCAUAGUGUCGGUGAAGAUGGCCCCGGAGGUGCGGCAGUCCGUGGCGCUGCUCGCUCAGGUGCAGAUGCGACUGGACGCGCUGGAGAAGAAAGGCGCGCGUCUGCAUCAACGCCUGGAGUUGAAACUGAGCCGCCAGCGACGCCCUCACCUGGACCAGCGCAACGCCAUCACUCAAUCCAUCCCAGGCUUCUGGGUCACUGCGCUUCUGAAUCACCCACAUCUAUCAGCGCAAAUCGAUGAGACUGAUGAAGAUGCUCUAAGCUACAUGACUAAUUUAGAGAUUGAGUCUUUCAAGAACAACAAACUUGGAUAUCGCAUCUGCUUCCAUUUCCGGCGAAAUCCCUUUUUUCAAAACAAAAUGAUAGUGAAAGAAAUUCAUCUUGGUAUGGGAGGGUCUCCGGUGUCAUUCUCAAACCCAAUUUUGUGGCACAGAGGGCAGAAUCUGGUUGGUAGUGGAGAACCACGUCGAACAUCACAGGGAGUCUACCAGAGCUUCUUCCAUUGGUUCAGUGACCACAGCAACCCAGCAAGGGAUGACAUCGCACAGAUCCUGAAGGAUGACCUGUACAGAAAUCCUUUGAGGUACUACCUGACUCCACUCUGGGAGCCACGAGAGAAUGGCAGCAGUGCUCCCAAGCGUCAGAGCAGCAAUAAUGGAGACGAGUGUGUGAUCAUCUCAGACUCGGAUGAAGAUGAGGAGCAGAGGAGCCAAAACUUGGGGCAGGAGGAUGAAGAUGAUGACCAAGAUGGAGGCUCAGAAGAGAAUGACCGAGAUGAGGGGGAAUCCUCCUACGAGGAGGAAGAGGAAGUGGAUGUUGAGGAAGUAGAAGAGUCACGUGACUCUGAAAGCUGUGAAGUCAGAGAGCAAAGACGUGAAGAGGAAGAUAUUGAUAUAGAUGAAGAGAAGAGUUAGGACUUGGGGCUGUCGCCGUUUCUUUUUAUGCAGAAUAAUGUCUUUAGAUUUUUCUAUGAUCAUUUUGAUGAUAUUGUUUUCUGCAUAAAUUAAUAGUCUGUUUCAAAUAAGUUGUUAAUGAUUAGGAUUUAACCAUGUAUUCAUUGUAGGCUUUCUAUACAUCAGAAAUUAUGAAUAUUCAAAUUUAGUGUGUGCACUCCUCCAAAAACAUCUGCUUUCCUUAAGGUGUCAUCACAUUUUACACUUAUAACUUUGCAUUAACAGAUUUCAGAGGGCUACUGAUUCCCGUAAAACACUUCUUUUAUCUCACAAUGGACUGUUUAAAGCUUGGGAUUAUAGACUGCACUCAGUUCAGUUUAGUUUAGUUUUUUUUUGUCCCGUUUAGAGGGCUUUAUGUAUGACAGUAUACAGUAUCAUUGUCCAUCACUCACAAUUAUGACCAUUUCUAAACACACCAUACUUUCCUGUUUGAUAUGUUUUACGGGCUUAAUCAUAUUUUUCAGUCAUUGCUGUAAUAUUUUUGGGUGAUUGUUGUUUGUGUUACUUUUUCAUCCUCCUCGAUUGGUUUUCUUGCCUUGUUAUUGUUCAUUAACUCUACCACCACAGUUUGGUUGUAAGGAAAAAGGUCAAACAUUCUGAAAUGCACCUCAUUCUGAACCAAAACUAGGUAACUCAGGGAUGUUUACUCUUUUAUCCUCCUUAUAUUGUAGAUGGGUUUCCCUCCAUCAGCUUCAUUUAUUCAGUUCUGUGUCGUAAGUACAUAACAUCUUUUGUUUAGUGAUGAACAUUGAAAAAAAUGUAGUUUUUUCGCUUUAUUUACAGAAGUAGAUCAAAUCCUGACACUUGGUACCUCUUGCUAUGAUGAUCAGGUGAUUCUUAAAACUACCUUUGUCAUGUCUAAGAAUGAAGUUGGAUAUACACACUGUCAGCACAUACACAUAACCAUUUAUUCACGGCAAUGAAUAACAAUUGUAAUGUUAUGUAAAUGAGCAAAAUAGUGGCAAGACCAUAGUGUUUUUUUUUUCCUUUCCUUUUGACAGCAUGAUUUGUGCACUCAAUACUCAGACUUUUGUGUCCAGUUAAAUGCUUAGAUAAUAUUGUAAAAAUAGUGAAUAUGUACACAUUUGUUCAUGACGUCUUUCAUAUAUCACUUCACUUUUUCAUUUAUUUCUAAUAGUGCUUCUUUCCCUCCUUUGCAAUAAUGUAUUUUCUUAAACUUUUUAGUCAGUUAUUAGAGUGAAACCAUUCUAAAUGUUAUCAUUGUAAUCUGUUAUAAGGCAAUUGUGUUAAAACAUUUUGAGUUCAUUGAUUUUGAGUUUUGACCUGUAAGAGUUUGGUUUAAAAAGCGAAAAGCUGUAUACUGGAUUGAAGGCCAGUGGUUUGUACAUAAUCCUUUCCCUUAAAAAAAGGGGUUAUGAUUUGUUAUUGAAUCAUUAGGAUAGAUUUGACCUACAGUAUCUCUGAAAAGCUAUAUUUUGUGUGCUACAUUUUAUAGAGAACUACAAUUUUUAAAUGUGUUUUUUUGUUUGUUUUUGUUUUCCAUGUCAAAUAAAGGUUUUUGUCUUUUCAUUCAGAA